This is a messenger RNA of Hirsutella rhossiliensis, 999 nucleotides long. RefSeq names its product kinase. Bases 1 to 999 code for a protein of 332 amino acids. NCBI's taxonomy places the organism in Eukaryota, Fungi, Ascomycota, Sordariomycetes, Hypocreales, Ophiocordycipitaceae. The transcript is spliced from 8 exons. Gene Ontology annotation, molecular function: protein kinase activity; ATP binding. Gene Ontology annotation, biological process: protein phosphorylation. The record is from RefSeq and is a predicted model, not a curated record.
AUGUCGCGGUCCGUUGCGGCGUCUGACCGCUCCUCCGACAGCUCCCCCGACCCAACAGUUUGGCAGCAGCCACGCGAGUUCCCAUCCACCGUACGAAUUGGGGAAGUCAUUCGCGACCGCUACCAGGUCGUUGCAAAGCUCGGGUAUGGCAUGACUUCGACAGUAUGGCUAUCUCGUGAUCUUCGAGAGCGCAAAUACUUGGUCCUCAAGGUGUACAUUAACACCCUGAGGCAUAAUCAAGAGCUCGAAGUUUACCGACACGACGUACUCGUCAUGAAGCCACUAGGCAUGAGUUUGAGAACCUUUCAAGAGAUGCAGAAAAAUACCAUCUUCAAACAAGACCUUGUCUCGGGGGCACUCGACCAGGUACUGCUGGGCUUAAAUUUUCUCCACGAGGCCAACGUGGUUCACACUGAUCUCCAUUCGGAUAACCUACUAAUCGCCCUGACGGACGAUUCAAUUCUCGCCAAGGUAGAAGAUAACGAAAUCAACACACCAUCUGCACGAAAGCGAAUAGGCGAUACGAUUAUAUACGCCUCUCAGUAUGUGUUAGGGGGUGCCGGCCGGCUCACCAUAACGGACUUCGGGCAGGCACGUAUCGGCGUGAAGCAUAGCGGAAACGCGAUGCCAGUGCCGUAUCGAGCACCCGAAGUUAUUCUAGGCUUGCCAUGGGGUCCUGCUGUGGAUACCUGGAGUGUUGGACUUCUGGCUUGGGAUCUCCUCGAAAAAGAAAGCCUCUUUCGAGUGUAUGACGGCGAAUCCGAAGACCGAAAUAACGCCUGCCACCUAGCAGCCAUGACAGCCUUCCUCGGUCCACCACCACCCCAAUUUCUACGAAAGAGCCCUGUGACGAGAAAGUAUUGGGAUGAAGACGGACGAUGGAACGGCCCAGUCCCCUUACCCACCGAGAGAACAUUCGAGCGUCUCGUGCGUGCUCUAGACGGCGAAGACAGAGACCUGUUCCUUAACUUCGUCCAGUGUUUUCUGUGGCUCCAGUAG